Osmia lignaria (orchard mason bee) is the source of this 1014-nucleotide messenger RNA. Lineage: Eukaryota; Metazoa; Arthropoda; Insecta; Hymenoptera; Megachilidae. The record is from RefSeq and is a predicted model, not a curated record.
AUACAUACAUACAUACAUAGAAAAAUUUUGAAUACCUAUAUAAUUGUAACUAAUGUUAUAAGAUUGUACAAAUUUGAAUUCAUGAAAUAUUCAAUACAAACUGUAUGUAGCUAUAUAAAACUGUAAUUGCUUGAACGAAAAUCUUCAAUAAUUAUAUCAGUAUGAUGACUUGUGAAUUUUAAAAAAGGCAUCAUAACCUUACAUUCAGUGUUGAUUUAUUUAAAUUUUCUGAAUUUAAAAAACAGAAAUGAUAAAAAUACCAAAGGAAAUUAAUCUUGAAGAUUACAUCUUAAUACUUCCAUCAGUGGGUGUUGGAAAUGUUGGACAAUUAUCCAUUGAUUUAUUAAUAUACAAUCUGAAUCUGUGCAAGACUGGAAGUAUGUGGAAUUCUAUGUUUCUUCCAAUUUCUGGUCUUGAUCCUUAUAAUAAAGAUUCUAGUUCUAUUUGCACUGCUGCUGACUUUUACCUUGCAACAUCUUGUAAAAUAAUAUGUUUACAAUUACGUUCACCUUAUGUUGAUAACUCAAAUGACUUUUUUGAAGAAUUAGCACAAUUUGUUCAAAACAGAAAAAUCAGCAAGGUAAUAGUUUUAACUAGCAGUUAUGACUAUGAGUGUGCUAAUGGAAUAGAUUCUACCUUGAGAUAUCUAACUUCAGAUGUUUCUUUAUUAAACAAUGAACAGCUUCUUGAAAGUCUUGCUUGGAAAAAGCAUGUAAAAGGAACUUCAAUAGAAUCUGCAGAAUGUAGUCGCAUCCCUGGUGGAGGUUUUGCAAGUAAUCUCUAUGAACAUUUGAAAUCAGAGGACAUUGUUUGCACAAUAUUGUAUUGUUAUUGUUCUGAAGGAAAUAAUGUUUCUGAUGCACUAUUAUUAUAUAAAGGUUUAAACAAAUGGCUAAAUCUAUUAAAUGACAGUGCCAUUAAUGAUGUUAAAUAUCCACCAUCUUGGGAAUACUUUUUUGGUAAUCCACCUUCUACUGAACUGUAUUAAGCUUCAAAUAUAUUUUAUUUAGAAAA